GAAAUUCCAUCAACCCAGCCUCAAUAUAAAUCCAAAUAAAAGGUUUUGUUGUGGCUAAAUGUUCAAAGAAGAAAAAAUUCUGUCGUUGAAUUAUGAACUGUUGGGGUAGCAGAGAUCGAAAGAUCGUAAUAUAAAUUUUUUGUUGAAAUCUAUUCCAAAUUUAUUCGUUCACAUUUCGGUUCAUCUCGAUUACCCAAUGAUUGCAUCAUGAGAUUUAUUCUUCUGAUAUAUAUUUUUUACACUUUUCGAACCUUUGAAUCGGGUAGCGUGAAUUAUUAAAAAAACGUAAGAGAAGAACUUCAGGAAGCUUGUAAAAGCCUCUCACAGAUGGCGUCUGAUUGCAUUUCCACGAAUCACCGUUGAGGUUCCGAGUCCGAGUGUUUGGUGCGAUCGUGAGAGUUGUCAAAAGUAAAUAAUAUUGAAUUUAGUAAAGAAUCAAGAUACAAUGUCAACUUUGUACGAUCAAAUUAAACUUUUGUAUGAUCAGGGCCUUUACUCCAACGUAAUUGGUCUCGCCAGUUUAAUUUUGUCGUUGAGUGAUCACAAUGGAGAUCUUUUACCAGCCCAUGCAAAAUUCCAUGUUUAUGUACAUUGCGCAGACUCGCACUUUCAUUUGGGAAAAUUUAGGAAAGCGGAAUCAUUGUAUAAAAAAUCGUUGCAAUUUCGAAAAUGUUUGCUCAAGUCCAAAGGUGCCACCAAACCUCCUAUCGAGGGCCAUAAAGAUCUUCUUUCAGACAUAGAUAUUAAAUACCAAAUACACCUGUGCCUAGUAAAGUUAAAAAAUCAGCAAGAAGCUCUUCAGGUGUUACAGAGUAUACCAGGAAAACAAAGAACGGCAAAGGUGAACAUGGCCCUAGCAAAAAUAUUUCAAGAGCAAGGAAUGGAGAGAUCCGCGAUUACCACGUACAAAGAGGUAUUACGAGAAUGUCCCUUAGCAUUGGAAGCAGCAGAAGGCUUAUUGGCAUUGGGAGUGAAGGGUGUCGAAGUGAAUUCCCUGAUAGUAGGAUUUACUGCGAAUUUACCAAACUCGGAUUGGCUCAAUACGUGGAUAAAGGCUCAUGCUCACAUACACAAUCGUGAAUACAACCACGCGAUAACGACUCUGCGAUCGUUGGAUAACGCGAAUUUCCUUCGUGAUAACUUCAACCUGUUGGUAACGAUGGGCGAGUGUUAUUACUACGCGGGUGAUGAUAAAAACGCGUUAUUGUGCUUGCACAGAUCGAGAGUAAUCGAUCCGGAUGUUACCAAAGGAUUAGAUCUGUACGCCGCAGUUCUUUAUAAAACGCAAUAUACCAAAGAACUGGAGAAAUUGAUACCCGUGAUAACGUCGUCGAGCGAGUGUACAGCUGAAAUAUACAUCGCGAUGGCUUACGCCCUCUACGCUUCCCGCAAACUAAACAGGGCUAACACACUCACGGCUCAAGCCAUGAACUUACGCCCUAAUAACGUCGAAGCGAUCAUUCUCCGAGGAAAUAUUUUCAUAGAUCAAAAAAAGUAUCAGGAAGCCCUUCAUCACUUCAGACAAGCAAUGCAGCUUCGACCUCAUCGCUACGAACCUCACAAAGGCCUGGUCGAUUGUUUCGUUGGAAUGCAUCGCCUAAGAGAAGCUCUCAACAUCGCUAGCAGUGCUUGCAAACAGCUCGGCCACACCCCAAGAGUUUUAUCGUUGUACGCCUCGGUUCUCAUGAAAGAUCCAGUUUCCGUUGGGAAAGCAAAAAAUUUGUUAGAGAAAGCUCUUUCUCAGGAUGAAACUUACCUUCCUGCUGUUUAUUUUCUCGCCGAAAUAUACGAGCAAGAAAUAAAUCUCGAAGCUGCGAUCGAACUCCUCGAAAGGCAAGUCGAAAUACAACCGACGUGUAAAUUGCAUCAAAUGCUGGGAGAUUUGUGGGCCAGAGUUCACAACGAAGAAAAAGCUCUUGAUCACUAUGGCAUUGCGUUAAACUUGGACCCGAGUAAUAGACGAGCUUUAGAAGGAAUGCACCGUUUGGACAGCACAGCGAGUAAAUUAGACUCGAGUUAUUAUUUGACCGUCGGUGAAGAACACGCCGAUACGACGUACGACGUGGGCGAUGGUUUACCUGACUCGGACAACGACGAAGCCGCCGAAGAAAGCGAAACCGAAGCUGUUUGGUCAGACAUGGAUCUCGAGGCCAACAGUCAAUAAUAAUAAGAAAAAACGUUGCUGCUUCUUCUCUCACACAAAAAUUUUCAAAGAUAAAGUCGAUAUCAAUUGGUUUUUAUUUCAAACUGAUUGCCUGAUUUUUAAGAGGGCAACCUGCAUCAAAGUGCUAAAAAUCAUAAUGACGGGAUUUUUCUCUUUGGUUCCAGUGAAACGGAUCCUCAAACGAUCAUAAAACAAUGUUCUUGAAACAUCUGAUUUCUGAUACUUGUUUUUGACAGUAUUUGCGACUCCUUAAAAUAGUAUAUUACGCACCUAGGGAGGGAACGUAGACUAUUUCAAACCGGGGGCAGAAUUGACAAGCACGCGGUUUGAGGUGGUCUAAUUUCACUCCUGAUACUAUUUUUCACCACACAUGCACCGAAAAUUCAACCUUCCGAUUUCGGAAAGUUGAACUUUCGGCGCAUGUGUGGUGAAAACGAAUUUUCUCGGUUUUGUAAAAUGUAAUGUGGGCCAUUAUUUUUGUCUAACAAAUAAUGGAAGAAUUUAUUUUUAUGACGAAAUGCGUGCUGAAAGAAACCAGAAGUUUUAGGAUAAGUUUCCUCACUUGAACGGGGGAGAAAACGGAAAAAGAAAAAGAUUUCAUUAGUAUUUCAGGUUUCCCUCUUAAAGAAUUUGAAGGCUCAAUAAAAUUUAUUUCUCCGUUAUUUACGUUCCCAUCUAUUUACAAGACUGAAAUUAUGACGUUUACUUUUCGAUCUUUUUUUUCGUUCCUGAUGGAAUGUCAUAAAAAAUGAAGAAUCAUGUACAGGACGUUUGUAAGAGAUUUUUUGUUGCAUAAGUUAUCGAUAUUGAGAAGCUCGACAACGAGAAGAUCAAUUGCCUAAACGAAUGGAUCACGUUCAAUUGAGAGAUCUUUGCAGAUUGUUAUAAAUUAAAUUGUGCUUGACAAGAAA
Venturia canescens is the source of this 3075-nucleotide messenger RNA. RefSeq names its product anaphase-promoting complex subunit 7 (gene APC7). NCBI's taxonomy places the organism in Eukaryota, Metazoa, Arthropoda, Insecta, Hymenoptera, Ichneumonidae. The transcript has 6 exons. The record is from RefSeq and is a predicted model, not a curated record. Gene Ontology annotation, biological process: cell division; positive regulation of mitotic metaphase/anaphase transition; protein ubiquitination. Gene Ontology annotation, cellular component: anaphase-promoting complex. Gene Ontology annotation, molecular function: protein binding. The coding region runs from base 446 to 2164 and encodes 572 amino acids.